Halichondria panicea is the source of this 4503-nucleotide messenger RNA. RefSeq names its product phospholipid-transporting ATPase ID-like. NCBI's taxonomy places the organism in Eukaryota, Metazoa, Porifera, Demospongiae, Suberitida, Halichondriidae. The coding region runs from base 162 to 4304 and encodes 1380 amino acids. The record is from RefSeq and is a predicted model, not a curated record. Gene Ontology annotation, molecular function: ATP hydrolysis activity; ATPase-coupled intramembrane lipid carrier activity; magnesium ion binding. Gene Ontology annotation, biological process: Golgi organization; phospholipid translocation. The transcript has 36 exons. Gene Ontology annotation, cellular component: trans-Golgi network; plasma membrane.
CCCACUUUAGUAUCAGGGUGUGUCACUCUCGGUGUUGUGUGAAAACCAAGUUGAUUGUUUGCCUUCAAGCUGCUAGAUCUACCUCUGUGAGCUUUGAAAGAGCUAGAGUGCGUUGGCGUUGUGCAUUGUGAUAAGUCCUGGAGUGUCACAUGUGCUAGACCAUGAGUGAGCCGGGACCACGUGAGCUGGAUGACAUGGCCUCUGUACCUGCAUCGGGUACUAUGACUAUUGAAGUUGUGGAGGAGCCCUCACCUCAGAAAUCAGAGCAGGGUAGUCAACAGGGGUUGCUAGCCUCGGGUGGCGACACAACACAAGAAGGAUCCCCAGUCAAGGAUGGGGGCGGGGCUCCACAGCAGGAUCAGGAGGAGGCGGUCCCGGAGAAGCUGGCUGAUGACGAUGCACCCAAGGAGGCGCUCUGGAGGAGGGUGCUCUAUUGGUUCUUCCCGAAACUAAGGAGAGUUGAGAAGCACCGUGACCUGAUAGCCAAUGAUAACGAGUACAAUGCAGUGUUCAAGUACUGUAAAAACACUGUGACCACUUCCAAGUACAACAUCAUCACAUUCCUACCCAUCAACCUAUUUGAGCAGUUUCUGAGAGUGGCCAAUACUUACUUUCUGAUCCUCGUCAUCUUACAGUUGAUCCCCACUGUGUCCUCAGUCCCCUUCUACACCACCCUCAUCCCUCUCCUGGGUGUGCUGGCCGUCACCGCCAUCAAGGACGCUUAUGAUGACAUUUUGCGACACUACAGUGACUACAAAGUGAACCGUCGAGAAGCCCACAUUCUCUGUCAUAACACAAAGGAGGUAAAGAAGCACUUUUGGAGGGAUGUGGUAGUAGGGGACAUUCUACGGCUGGAGAAGGAUGAGUUCAUUACUGCUGACAUGCUGCUCCUCUCCUCCAGUGAACCCAACAGUCUUGCGUACAUUGAGACAGCCGAGCUAGACGGGGAGACCAAUCUGAAAGUGAAACAAGCUCAACCAGAGACUGCAGAGAUGCAAAAAGAUCAUGACAAACUGGCCGACUUCAGAGGCAAGGUCAUAUGUGAGCCCCCUAACAACCGACUGAACAAGUUUGUGGGCACCCUCACCAUUGACGACAAUCUUCUCUCUCUUGACAACGAUUCUCUUCUACUCAGAGGCUGCCGACUGCGUAACACUAGCUGGAUCUACGGCCUAGUGGUGUACGCUGGUCACGACACCAAACUGGUGCAGAACAGCGGACAGACCAAGUUCAAGAGGACCCAUCUUGACCUGCUCAUCAACAAGCUUGUCAUUUUUAUUCUCUGUUUCCUUGGUUCUGUUGUCGUUGUCUGCCUCAUUGGAUCAGCCAUAUUUGAAUCUGUCUAUGGAGUGCCGUUCACCGACUAUGUGCCCUAUUUCAACUCGGUCCAAGACAAUCCUGCUGAGCUGGCGUUCCUACAGGUGCUCUCCAACAUCAUUGUGCUCAACACCUUUGUACCCAUCUCCCUCUAUGUCAGUGUGGAGGUGAUUCGACUGGGACUGUCCUUGCUUAUCAACUGGGAUGUCAAGAUGUACUACGCCAAAGAUGAUAUUCCUGCCGUUGCGAGAACCACUGCUCUGAAUGAGGAGCUGGGUCAGAUCGAGUACAUCUUCUCUGAUAAGACCGGAACACUCACACAAAAUGUGAUGACAUUUCUCAAGUGCUCUAUCAGUGGCAACAAGUACGGGGAGGCAACAGACGACGACAAGGAGAUUGUACAGCAGGUAGCCUCAGGCGAGAAUCUAGUGGAGCGCUCCAACAGUGCUAGCUCUAGUGACCAUGGUCCUUGUGACCUCACCUCGUGGAACCCUUAUGCUGACCCAAAGUUUGUCUUCUAUGACCACAGUAUGAUCGCUAAGUGCCAAAGCCGAGAUCCGGAUUGCGAUGAGUUCUUCAAGGUCCUUGCUCUCUGUCACACCGUCCUGCCCUCCAUGGAGACUGGCUCACUGACGUACAACGCUCAGUCACCUGAUGAAGCUGCUCUCGUCUCCGCAGCAAAGAACUUUGGAUAUGUCUUUAAGGCUCGUAGUCCGUUCUCCAUUACUGUGGAGUUGCUCAACUUGGAUGCAGGGAAUCGUGAAGUGGAGUAUGAGAUGCUCAACAUUCUGGAGUUCAACAACGAGAGAAAGAGGAUGUCGGUGAUUGUAAAGUUGGAAGAUAAGAUCACUCUCUACUGCAAGGGAGCCGAUGCUGUGGUCCUUGCUCGAUUGUCUGAGGAGUCUGGCAAGGAGCUGAAGAAGCACACUCUGGAACAGCUAGCGGAGUAUGCUAGAGAGGGACUGAGGACGCUGGUGUGUGCCAAGAAGGACCUCACUAUUGAGGAAUACUCCGCAUGGGCAGAGAAAUAUCAGCAGGCUAGCACCCAAUUGGAGGACAGAGAUCACGCUUUGGAUGUUGUGUUUGAUGAGAUAGAGCAGGGUAUGACAAUGGUGGGCACCACGGCCAUAGAGGACAAGCUACAGGAUGGAGUACCCGACGCCAUUGCCAAUCUAGCCAAGGCGGACAUCAAGAUCUGGGUGCUAACGGGAGACAAGCAGGAGACGGCCAUCAACAUUGGCUACUCCACCAAACUGCUCACUCCCCAAAUGAGGGUAUUCAUCGUGGACGCUGAUACUAAGAAGGGUGUGGUCAAACAACUGGCUGACAUUACAGAGCAGAUGAAAAUCUCCCUGGAGGAACGUGGGGAUAACCCGCCUGACCCGUUUGCAGGAGACGACGACGACGACCCGGUGGAGGAUGAGGACAGUGAGCCAAUGGAGAUGGAUGACAGCCGAUUGGGACCACCCUUUGGCAUAGUGCUCAAUGGACACAGUCUGAGAUAUGCCCUGAAGGAGGAUGUGAAACUGGACCUGCUGGAGACUGCUUGUCAGUGCCAGGCCGUCAUCUGUUGUCGUGUCACUCCACUGCAGAAGAAAAAAGUGGUUGACCUUGUGAAGAAGUACAAGAAUGCAGUGACCUUGGCCAUUGGAGACGGAGCCAACGAUGUGGGGAUGAUCAAAGCUGCCCAUGUUGGUGUUGGCAUCAGUGGGAGGGAGGGUCAACAAGCCGUCCUCUCAAGUGACUACUCCUUUGGACAGUUCAGAUAUCUGGAGCGCUUGUUGUUGGUCCACGGUCGCUGGUCCUACCAUCGAAUGACUGUCUUCCUCCGUUACUUCUUCUACAAGAACUUUGCCUUCACUUUCUCUCAAUUCGUUUUUGCCUUCUUCUGUGGAUUCACUGCCCAGACCCUGUAUGACCCCAACUACAUCUCAGUGUACAAUGUGAUCUACACCUCCCUCCCAGUCAUUGCUCUGGCCAUUCUAGACCAGGAUGUGAACGAAGACAACUGUUACCGCUAUCCCAAGCUCUAUAUAGCCGGACAAAAAAACAAAAACUUCACUGCAUUCAUUUUUGCUCGUAGCCUGGCCAAGGGGAUCUGGGUGGCCUUCACUGUGUUCUUUAUUCUGAUGGGGAUGACCUUGUUUAACGAGUUUGCGGCCGGGUGGGAGUGGGACUACCAAUCAUUUGGUCUGGCGGCCUCAGGGGCACUCACUAUCAUUGUCAAUCUGCAGAUUGCCCUGGACACGUCACACUGGAACCCGAUCAUGCAUAUCUUCGUAUGGGGCAGCAUGCUUUCAUGGUUUGUGAUCAUCCCUUUCAUGAGUGCCGGUCCCAUCUACAGUGGUUUCCUUGCUGCUUUUGACUUCUACGGUGGUGUUGGUAUUGAAGUGCUUAAAACUGCCACCUUCUGGUUCUAUGUGCCUCUAGCCGUAAUGGUAGCCCUCACCCCCACCAUCAUCACACGUAUCCUUAAAUUGGACCUGAACCCCCAUCUUGUCGAUGACGUUCGUCUCCUGCAGAAGAAGGAUGGUCCUCAGCUGUUUACAAGGCGUAAAAUUAAACGUAAAACUCCGUCCAUCCGUGGUCGUUCAGGAUCCGUACAUCGCACUGGCUAUGCAUUUGCACAAGAGGCAGGAUUUGGUACUAUGAUUACCAAUGGGAGAGCUUUUGGAAUGGACCAAGAGGAAGUGCAACAAGAACGUCAUCGCCGUAUGUCACAGCUAAUCAUGUCGCAUCCUCCCACUCCGACUCGUUCCACAUCCCCAAAUGUAGCUAGUGGCCUUGAGGCAUCUCUGGGUGUGGCCGCUUCCAUGGCGAUAUCUCAGGGGGAAGUAGAGGUCGAAGUUCAUGUAGAGAGCCCACUGGAAGUUGACGUGAGUAUGGAGGAGGCGAUGCAGGUGAAGGUGAUGGGGAGCGAGGGGGGUGCCAAUCUCCCCGGGAGUGUGACCAGCUCCGAUGACCUGCCCAAUACAGAAGUGGUUUGAAGUGUAUAGUCCUGUUAUCAGAAGGAUGAUAAACAAUUUUGAAGUAUAAUUAUUAUAAUUAUAUCCCUCUACUAGUUUAGUGUACAUGCAAGUGCUAGGUUGUACAAUUAAUUACCAUGACUGCAUAUAUAUAGUAUUAUUGUUUUAUUGUUUUCAUCUAGUAGCCAAGGGUUUUAAUGAAUUUCUUAUAACAGUCAUA